Durusdinium trenchii is the source of this 300-nucleotide messenger RNA. NCBI's taxonomy places the organism in Eukaryota, Dinophyceae, Suessiales, Symbiodiniaceae. The record is from the annotation of a GenBank genome assembly.
AUGGCUGGUAUGAUCUCUCGCAAGUUCAAAAAGCAUGGAAUUGUGGAUUCCAACCUGUCCCUUCUGGGAGUUCAGAGGGGCGUCAAAGGAGAGAAUCAUUGCCGUCGGCUUCACGCGUUUGCUCGGAAGACGGAAUGCCUCUUGAGCGUUCGCGUCCAGAAAGUACAAACCAUCGUGCGACAAAUUGAGAAGUCGAAAGUUCAUGAAGUUGAAAUUGAUUACCCAGUCCUGCCUCUUUCUUCGUGGAUGGAGACGUCCUUCAACCUUGGUGGUCAUUUUUUCUUGGAGGGAAAGGUUUGA